ACAAAAAUGGCCACAGCGGUCCAGAACCCUCCGAAAUCCCCGAUUUAGGAGGAAGAUGAUAGCGUCUUCCACUCCAAUGCCAGGUUGGUAGGCAAACUGAAGUGGAUCCAUUGAUGGACUCACCAGAGGUCAGAGAUGAGCAGGCGAGUGGAGCAGUCAUAAAGAACAGCCUAGGCGAGGAGUUUUAUCGUGAGGCAAUCGAACAUUGCCGAAGCUACAACGCUCGCCUGUGUGCCGAGCGAUCCAUGCGCCUGCCCUUCCUGGACUCACAGACCGGCGUGGCACAGAGCAACUGCUACAUAUGGAUGGAGAAAAACCAUCGAGGCCCGGGUGUGUCCCCGGGGCAGCUCUACACAUACCCUGCUCGCUGCUGGCGUAAGAAAAAACGGUUAAACAUCCUGGACGAUCCACGCCUGGGACCCAUCGAGUUUAAAAUAGAUUACGAAUCUGCACUAAAGAAAGAAGGAGGUGUUCCUGAGGGUCCCGUCCUUGAGUCCCUGCUCAGCGGAGAGUCUUUAGAUAAAAAAGUCGAGACGAAGGAGGAGGAGGCCAUGAGCGAGUGUCAGAAGCUGCUGGUUGGAGACUUUCCUCACGAACUAGACAUGGAAGAAAUGGAGGAAGACGUGCCUAAGCGCAAGAACCGCACCAAAGGACGGGCUUGUGGUGUAGGAGGAAUGAGGAAGAGACAGGAGCCGGCCUCCAUAGAGGACAGAGACAAGCCAUAUGUUUGUGACAUCUGCGGUAAGCGCUACAAGAACCGCCCGGGUUUGAGUUACCACUACACUCACACACACCUGGCAGAUGAAGAGGGUGAAGAAGACUCGGAACGCCACACUCUACCCUUUCAACGCAAGAACAACCACAAGCCCAAAAAAGCAGCAGAUGGCUCGGUCAUCCCCAACGGCUACUGUGACUUUUGCCUCGGAGGCUCUAAGAAGACCGGCUGCCCAGAGGAUCUUAUCUCCUGUGCCGACUGUGGACGAUCAGGCCACCCAUCCUGCCUACAGUUCACCAUCAACAUGACAGCAGCCGUGAGGACUUACCGCUGGCAGUGCAUCGAGUGCAAGUCAUGCAGCCUGUGCGGCACCUCCGAGAAUGACGAUCAACUUUUAUUCUGUGAUGAUUGCGAUCGAGGAUAUCAUAUGUACUGUCUAAGUCCACCAAUGGCAGAGCCUCCAGAGGGGAGCUGGAGUUGUCACCUGUGUCUGCGGCAGCUGAAGGAAAAAGCCUCUGCUUACAUCAUGCUGAAUUAAUCUUCAUUCCAUGUUGGGUUGCAGCCACCCGGCCUCUGCCUCCACAGCCUCAUCACGACAAACCAACAUGGCAGAUUGAACGACAUGCUCAGUUUGCAUUAAAGAAAAAAAAAUACAUUUCAACGACAACACACACACACACACACACACACACACACACACACACACACACACACACACACACACACAUGAAAACACACACAUACACACUGCACCAGUCCUGCAGGGAAUUUGCAGCAAACCACUUCAUGGACAGAACAGGUUUCGCCUUCAUUUCUGCAUUUCUGGUGCACAGCAGACGUGCCUCCUCUUUAUUCGGUCCUAAACCCUCUUCCCCACAUCUGCCUGAUCUUUAUUUAUUUAUUUUUUUUCCCCAGCUCUAUGACUAGGGAGCGAUUUCUAUUGACGCGCAAGUUUAUUCGGCGGUACUUAGCCGAGAGGCGCGACGCGACUCGUCGCUGAAGAGUCCGUUUUUAACGUGUGGCUCAAGAGGGCACUUGAAUGGCAAGAGACUCUGAGAGUUCUCGUUGGGGGGGAAAAAAAUGAGAAAAAAAAAACAACACAAAAAGCAUUGACUGCUGAUGAGGGAAACGGCAUGCGAUUCCAUCGUCGCUUUCGGCUCGCGAAGCACCGCUAAUACUAUUUCUUUUUCAGCUGCCGUGCCGCCCACUCUCUGCAGCCCACUGUGAGAGGUAGACACCAGCAAGUUACAUGACCAUAUUUAGCCACCAGGUCUUACAAAGUGAAGAGCUCAUUACAGCUCCAGCGAGAGAGAUAAAUGAGCCGAUGUAUUAUUCAGCUCCAUUUCUUUUUUUUGUCUUUUUUGAGGUGCACCUUAUGGAGCUCAACACCCUCAUCACCCUCAGAUCGAUUAAAGCGUUGAUCAGAAGACAUUUGAUGGCCUGCGGUCUUAAAAAUUCCCGCUUGGAUUUGCGAGUCUGUUUUUGUACACUGGUGUCGCGGGGUCGUUUUUUCUUCGAACGGAUACCCUUUAAGCUCAAGGAGGUGCAUGCCGGUCAGCUUGGGUGGUACUUUUACGUCAAAAGACGUUCUGCUUUCAAUCACUGAAACUCCAACCCCCUGAUUAUCUUUCUUUUCCUGUUUUUCUUCUCAAAAAGCCAAUAUAAAAUAUUCUCUCUAUGUGUUUGUCAGGGUGUAUAGUAAUGAAUUAUGUCCAGCCUUGUUUUAAAAACAGGGCCUUAAUGUUUGUUCCUUUUUUUAAAUCAUUACUUUGGAUGCAUGUUGUGAUAAUGUUUUAAGAAUUUCACUUUUAAGAAUGGGCGCGGGAAAAAAAACAACAAAAGCACACUUAAUUCGCAAUAAUGUGUUUGUGACCCUCUUGGGGGGGUGAGGUUGUGGAGGGGUUGGGUUUUGCGUCUGUGUGCGUGUGCGUAUGUAUGUAAGUAUGUAUGUAUGUAUGUACGUGCGAGACUUUUUUUGUGGAACUGUGAAACUAGGCAUCGUAUUGGAAAGGCGCAGCGUUUUUGGAAGAUUCUCCAUUACGCCACCGUAUUUCCUUCACCCCCCCUUUUUUCCUUUUUACUAUUUUCUGGACAAAUGAAACGCCAGUUCUGAGACAAACUAUAGCGCCUGUUUUUUUUUGUACAAUGAGCUCUUUCCUAUCUGUGAGUCUGCUUUUGUGUUCUGGGACUUUGUAAUUGCAGUGUGCUUAAACAAAUAAAAAGAAAAAAAAGUAAAAAAAAGAAUCAACCCAGUCAAGUGGUACUGGGAUGCCAGCAUGUGUAUGUGACUUUUGUGCUGAGGCGAUUUUGAACCCAAAGUCCCGUCCAUCUGUGGCCUACCUGAACGAACUGUUUGCGUUUUUAUUUUUUCAGCCCACAAGCUUUAAGUUGGGAGACACUUGCUGUACAUAAACUUUUGCUCUCUAUUUUUUUUUUUUUUUUUCGAACGGAACGUACUUGCCAUAUGACUCCUCGAAAAUGUUAUGACUUCAUAUACAUUAAAAUGUGAAAAACUAAGCUUCCUGGAAAUAUUUAAAAAAAAAAAAAAGAAAAAAAAAGAAAAAAAAACAAUGUCGGGUCAUUUCUAUUUUUGUAUUUUCCGAAACUGUGGUUUUAACCAUUAGACGGUCAUUUGCUUACUAUGAACACAAAAUGGUAGAAAUGUUUCCUGUUCAUAACCAGAUGUCUGGUUUUUCUCCAUCAUUUCCUCCAUUAACUAUUACCAACUCUAUUUUUUAGUACUUUUUGGAGUACUCGAGUACUUUUGAGUGCUUUGUUUAACUAUUUUGCACUGAAUGGGACUCUUUUGGACUUGAAAAGCAAUGAAAAUACAGCCAAACCUUUGCAUGUUGUGAUGUUGCCUUAGUUUACAGCGGAAUUACAAACAGAAUGUAGAUUUUCUUUGUUUUUCUUUCCACCAGAUCCACUACACUACACUCUCAGGCCUCAUCCACAUGUAUACAGAUGUUUUUGAAAACAGUUUUUCUUUGGGUGGAAACAAAAAAACUGCCUCCCUAUUUUAAAGAAUGUGUAAAAGAUUCAAAUUUUGUAGUCAUUUUUAAAAAAUUGCUCAUGCAGGACACAUGACUUCUGACCGGGUUGCUACUUUAUAGUCUGUGAUUUCAUUAUUAUUCAUAUACUUCAUACACUAUAUGGACAAAAGUUUAUGGACACCUGACCAUAAGACUGGUAUGUUCUUUUUGACAUCCCAUUCCAUGCAGGUACUGAUAUACUUGAGUUGAGGAGGCCUGAGGUCCCGUCUGCAUUCCAAUCCAUCCCAAAUGUGUUCAUUAGGGUUCGAGUUCUAUAGCAGGCCACUCAAGAUCUUCCACUCCAACUAUUGGAAAGCACAUCUUUAAAUGGAGCUGGCUUUGUGCACAGGGGUACUGCCCCCUAUUGCUGGAACAUGUUUGGCUUUCCUAGUCCAAGUGAAGGGAGAAAUUCAUGCUAGUGCAUCCAAAGACGUCGUAUACUAUUGUAUUCCUCCAAAGUUUGUGCUGAUCGUUUGGGGAAUAAUCACGUACGGCUGAAAAAAAUCAGACGUCCUAAUAUUUUGACCCAUAUAUUGUAUGAUUGUCAUGUCAGCAAUUUUUUGGAGUUGUGUGACGUUUUUUUUUAAAUCAUUUUUUUUAAUUUUUAAAGUUUUCAGAAAUAUCUUCAUACAUGUGGACACGGCCUUUGACGUUUGAGCAGAAAAGGACAAAAACGAUGUUCUCUGAUUGAAAAAACAACAUGUAUUUUGCUCUGUGGCUGAUGCAUUCCAGAAGAAGGGGUUUGUGAUUAGUAUCAAUGAAGCUUGUUAGUUUGUUGGC
Molecule: messenger RNA, 4527 nt
Organism: Silurus meridionalis
Lineage: Eukaryota; Metazoa; Chordata; Actinopteri; Siluriformes; Siluridae
Gene: dpf1
Product: D4, zinc and double PHD fingers family 1
Exons: 13
Coding region: 114-1253 (379 amino acids)
Biological process (GO): nervous system development
Cellular component (GO): nBAF complex
Source: RefSeq, a predicted model, not a curated record